GCUGAUGACGUCACGCUUUAAAUAUUCCCGUAGCUUCUUCACGCCGUCCUCGUCACCAUCACCACCCACCCAGCAGAUAGAUCCUGUGACGGGUCAGCCGUACGUGUGUAGCCUGGAAACGUUUCUGUUGUCUGGAAGGCGCCGCUGCUCUGGUCCGCUUUGCUGUGCAGAACCUGGAGGGAAGAAAAAGGCGUCUUCGGGAUUGAGUGCGCAAAAAGGGGGGAGGCGGAUAAGAGCUAAGUCGGGCGUGGUAGCGGAGAAAACUCAUCUUUGUGAGGAGAAACUUCAGAGCAGCAGCUACCAUGUCGCUGUCGGUCCCGCAGAACGGAGUGAAGGCGGAUAAUGAGCCCGUUAUCGAGCUGUUUGUGAAGGCAGGAAGUGAUGGCGAGAGCAUUGGGAACUGCCCCUUCUCCCAGAGACUCUUCAUGAUUCUGUGGCUGAAAGGAGUCGUCUUCAACGUCACUACUGUGGAUCUAAAGAGGAAGCCCGCAGACCUCCAGAACCUGGCCCCCGGCACGCACCCGCCCUUCAUCACCUUCAACAGCGAGGUCAAAACUGACGUCAACAAGAUCGAGGAGUUUCUCGAGGAUGUUCUCUCCCCGCCCAAGUACAUCAAGCUUGGUGCAAGACAUCCAGAGUCAAACACCGCUGGCAUGGACAUCUUUGCCAAGUUUUCUGCAUACAUCAAGAACUCCAAACCAGAUGGGAACGAGGCUCUAGAGCGCGGGCUGCUAAAGACCCUGCAGAAGCUGGACGAGUAUCUUCGCUCGCCGCUGCCCGAUGAGAUCGAUCACAACAGCAUAGAAGACGUCAAAGUUUCUAACCGCAAGUUCUUGGAUGGGGACGAAAUGACCCUGGCUGACUGUAACCUGCUGCCCAAACUGCAUAUAGUUAAG
This is a messenger RNA of Pundamilia nyererei, 896 nucleotides long. RefSeq names its product chloride intracellular channel 4 (gene clic4). Lineage: Eukaryota; Metazoa; Chordata; Actinopteri; Cichliformes; Cichlidae. The record is from RefSeq and is a predicted model, not a curated record. The transcript has 5 exons. The annotation marks the transcript as partial.